Geosmithia morbida is the source of this 1074-nucleotide messenger RNA. RefSeq lists its product as uncharacterized. The coding region runs from base 1 to 1074 and encodes 357 amino acids. Lineage: Eukaryota; Fungi; Ascomycota; Sordariomycetes; Hypocreales; Bionectriaceae. The record is from RefSeq and is a predicted model, not a curated record. The transcript is spliced from 2 exons.
AUGUCGCUCCCGCCGGGUUCAGCCAUUACCGACGGCCUGGCGAUCUCAACGACGACGACACCCUCGUUGGCAACGCCGACUUCGGCCUCUGCAGUUUCCGCAGCCGCAUCCGGCAAUGGCGUGCACUACGCACCCCUGACUACCAACUGGGAGACGCCCCUGAGCUGCACUUGGACAUUUGACAUAUCCCAGGUGCCUGGGCCGGGGACGCCGGGCCCCAUCGCUUUCCUCGACCUGGAGCCCGACCCGGACGCCACUACGCUGUCGUGCUAUCCUGAUGGCAUGUUCUAUGAGCAACAGACGGGCACUUUUAGCCCCGCAACCUGUCCCAACGGGUGGACAACCGUGUCUCUGCGCCAGGAUGAAGAUGCCUCCCAGACAAUGGCCACGACGACGGCUGUCUGCUGCUCUUCUGAAUACAGCCUAGACGGCAGUAUCUGCAAGCGCGAGCAACCGACCAUCCUAGCCGUGCCAAUCGUAUACAACACAACCGAUGGCUCGUACAUGAUCCUCACCGACGAGACGAGCACGCUGACUAGCGCCACACUGGCCGUGCACACUAUCCAAGCCCUCUUCCAAGACUCGGAUAAGGAGAUGCUCGGCUUGACUGACGACGAAACUAUAUGCGAAGAGCCCUCUGACCAUCGCGGGCUUUCUCUGGGCGCGCGGAUCGGCAUCGGCAUCGGCACCACUAUCGGCGGCGUCAUGCUCAUCGCCCUGGGCCUCUGGAUACUCCUUACGCGGAGGCGCAAGUCCGUGGAUGAGAAGCUGGACAGUGAGCUCGACAGCGACUUCCCUGCUAUGCGUAACGCGCCUCUUCAUCCUCAAGCCGUCAACACCGUCAACACCGCCAACGCCUCCAUCGAUAUGCCACCUCCCGCCUACGAGUUCUCCGCUAGGAAUAGUGUAACCGACGAUGAGAGCCGCGACGGCGACGACGACAGCCACGAUGACAACGUCAGUACAAUGCAAGGAGGUGAGAUUGAGAUUCUCAGAGCCCAAAAGGCUGCUAUACAGCGUCGCAUCGAGGAGUUGCAGAAUGGCGACGGGACGGAGGGUCAGGGCCGUCGGUGA